UUUGCCAGUUUGUACAGCCGGCGAGGCACUGCCGACGUCCUGCUGAAUGCUGUCGCGGAAAGCUGUUUGCCGUCGGCGCGAGGGGCACGUUUUGUAGCAGACGGCGUUUCGUACGCGCUUCCCUGGCUGUUUUGCCGUGCGCUGCGCUAACUUUCGCGUUCCUUUUGUUUUGGGAGCUCGUUGUUCACUGCAACCGGGCUUGACCGCUGACUGACUGAAGUUUCUGUGUUUCGCCUUGUAAACACAUUUUCUCUGGACUUUGGCUUCCGCGGGCUAGAACGUCGUUGUUUCGCUCGCCGAAACGACCGUUUACGAUUCUCAGUUCCGGGAGGCUUUGCGCGGCAUUGAUCGUGUUUACUUCGAUAAGCCGUGUACGGGUAGGGGGACUGCUGUGCUACUGAGUAAUACAGAGGACUCUUUAACGGCGCCUGGAACCUCGUUUCGUUGUAGUCAUGGGCUCUGGCCAAGUGUUGUGUUCGUUCGUACUCACAUCGUGACGACAGACUGUGCUUCGUCUUCAAGAAUUGAACACUGCCUGGACGACUGAUCUUUGGAACGUACUUUACGCGGACUGCGCCUGCAAUGAUCGUCGCACGUCCAAGCAAGGCUAGUGCCGGAGGGCCUCCCGACCGACCAGCACGCCGCCGCCGCGCAAGCGACCCGCCGCCUGGCGACUUCGUCGCCGGAAGUGAGAACAGCACGGCGCGGCCGACACCGCUGCACCACAAGAGCCGUCCGCCGUACUCGUCCCCCGCCGACCCGUUCCGCUUCCGCGAGAUGGACAUGCUGACCGAGAUGGGCGUGGCGUACGCCCGCCAGGUUCGAAACGUGCGCCGAGCCGCGCUGGCUGAUACCGGGGCCCUGCGCCAGUUCUCGAGCCCCGGUCGCAAGGCCGUCGAGGAGGUGGAGGAAGGCCUGUUCCAGGUGCAGAGGAUGCACAGCCAUCUCGUGGCCAGGGCCAACCACCUGGUAUACAGGUUGCAAGACGUCGUGCUCCAGGAGGAGUCUAACAGACUAAGAAAACAGAUGCAUUGGAUCACAACGUUGCCAGCCGAAAAACAGACCUCACAGGUACGGGAUCGGGAACACGAUCUGAUAGUGAGGAUAGUUCGCAUAGUGAACAAGAGGGAUGCCAUCUUGGCCGAGCACCAUGUGGAACAACGCAGGGCUGCAAACGAGCUGCGUCAGAUGGAGAAGGAGUACCAAAGGUGGCGAAGAGCCUUGGGCGAUGAGGACUCCGAGUUCUUGGGCGAGUCGACGGAAACCUACGAUCUUGGCACCCCUUUUCCAGACUGGACACGGCCCCCCACUGCGACGGCGGGCAGUACGAAGAAGCCAGCGAGCAAGACAUUCUUGACGUUCCGCAGCUUCAAAAGACGUGUGGCCAAGACGGUCGGCAAAGUGGCAUCGAAGAAGAAGGGAAAGCGGCCGGCGGCACAGACGAACACUGAGAUCUGUGCAGCAAAGUUGUGAUGUCCACGGCAGUCUGCAUGCUUGUCAUGCAUCUUUUAAGGACUCAUCUUCGGGGUGCGGCAACGAUGGUGGGCCCACACCUCCCAAGGCUCGGCACUUCCAGCAGUAGUGUGUGCGCAUCUGUGUGUGUUCGAGGAUGCUGGAAAAUGUCGGGACUGUGCAAAAUCUCAGCACUUGCGGCCUAGGGUGAACAAUGGGACGCUUGCGGCCAUGUCUUCUGUGCCGUGCGCUCUUGUCAGUGCAGUUCCUAUGGGAGAUUAUUUUGAGCAGCAGCAGCCCAUAGGGAGACGUGUGUUCUGCACCGUUUCAAAGUGACUUUCACUCUCUCGAAAACGUUUUUCUCUCGCCGGCGGCUUUCCUACAUCUGGGCGUGAAGUGCCAAUCAAAUGUGCCAUGCAGAAAUCCAAAAGUCAACAGCAAAUGCAUGUACAGUAUGGCCUGCUCUUAAGAGGAACACCCACUUAAAAUCCUGCAGCCAUUUAAAGUCAGCUUCUCAUAAAAGUGCCUGAAGAUUUUUUUUUUUUUUUCCGUUACGGGUGUAUGUUUGCCCAACACAUUGUAUCAGUCACAUAUUAUUUUGAUAUGGAACUCUUUCUGUACUCAUGACAAGGAUAGUCCUGACGAAAAACAUCUUGCAGUGUGAAUCGCUGACAAGUAUAUCCAUCAACUUGCUCCUAGUUUCCAGAUGCCAGCGCUUGUUAAUGUUAGUGGCAUUGUGUGUGGUCUUUCUCUUCAGUAUUAUGGGUUGUUCGAUUGCUUUCAUUGGCAACAUGGCUGUCCUGUGUGGCGUUUCUGGGAAACUUAGCACUUUAUAAUUUCUUGUGAUACGGAAAGGGUAUAGCUAAUUUGCAUUUACAUUGGCUUUAUUCCUUCUCAAAUGUCCCUUCUUUAGGGCAGGCCAUACUGUACGUGUGGUGAUGUGCAUUUUGUUAACAUUCGCUCGUAUGCUGGUGCGGGCAUCUGGCUUAAGGAUGAACAUGCACAAAUGUCUACAUUACUGAAGCCCUUUCAAACUAGUGUUCCUAAGAUGCCAAAGCAAUGAGGGGUUUAUGAGAAACGAUAGCGAAAGCACAGGAGGACUGCAAGUUAAUUAAGAGCAUCAAUGGCUCGUUAACAUACGCCAAAAUACGAGUACAGAUCUGUUUUUCCCACCGCAGUGGUUGCGUUUUGUUGCGGGACAAAGUGCGAAAAAGUUCACGUACUAUGCUUCAGGCGUAUGUUAAAGAACCCCAGAUGGUAGAGAUUAACCCUUUCACUACGGCGUGUGUCAUAACCUGCGUGUUGCCUUGUAUGUUAUUGUUGCACAAUCCAACGCAGUUUUUCCACUUCGCCCGUAUCAAAAUACUUUUGCCAUGGUUGGUCAUCAAACCAGCCACCUCGCAGGGUUGUAGCAACGAUAUGACAGCUGUGCGCACAUUUUCACAUGCCUGCUGCACUUGCAAGGCAGUGGCACGAUGCUUGCUUACCGCACGUGUGUGUGAUGAAAAUGUUUUCGUGGCCUUUCGUCAUAAUGCUGUUCUAUGGAAAAGCACAUGCAUUGCACGCAGUGCCUUCCGUGAGCUAUUCAAAAACUAACGGUUUCUCUUUUUUGCACGUUCAGAGCUGCGUGUGCGUGAGCAUUUGUGUUUACGUAGUGUUGUGGUAUUUAUGUCUGUACGUAAGCUACCGUAUGUGUUGAGUACACAGUUACACUUCUCUGCGAGUGUGCCGCGUGAAUGUGUAGAGUGUUGCACAUGCGGGCAACUACGUGAUGUUAAUAUUUUUUCUGGCAGGCAUUGCUAGGUGGAGAAGUCCACGGGGGCAUUAUUAGAAGUCAGAGACUGUCAGUGAAUGCACUGGCAAUAUUUCAUCAGCGCUACAUGGCUGCCUUAUAAAUGUGCGUACAAGCUUUGUUGCUGUAAUAGUGCCUAUGCGGUCGACAAACUUCACUGCGUGGUCUUCGAUGUCACAUAAGGCUCUUGCAAAGUUGCCCGCUGACAGCAGCCUAUAGUGCCUUUGAGAAAUCAGUUUGCGUAUUAUUAGCUUUAUUUUUUUUCUGCUCGUGCUAAACAGUCUUCGAACUACAAACAUGUUGCCCAGCAUUAUCCUGCAAAGUGGAACGGUCAUCCAGCAUAGUGUUCUCUUCCACAAUAGCUUCAAGCCUAGCCGCAAGAAAGUUAAAAAAGCAAGGCAAAGUUAAUUGCGAAAUGCAUGGUAUGAUGUGGCAUCCGAUACGAGAUGCAGCAUGUCCGAAAGGUGGCCGCCACAGCUGGUGGAAACAUGUUGGGUAUUGGUGUGGCUAUCUGUACUCUGCAUUGCUGGAGGAGUCAUUAAAGUGUGUCGCUACUUGAUCCUAUAAUUUGAUCCUAUAAUCUUGGUGUUGAUCUCAAGAAGACCAUUUGAAUGCCGUUAACAUCCGGAGUCCUCGGCCAUCGGCAAAAUGUUGAUUUCACAACAUGCAUCAAGAGGCUACCUGCUCCAUGAAAUAAAUAAAUCAGCUACCCUCUCCCGCAAAAGUCCCACAGACAACAUAGUCCCACAGCAGCACCCAUUAUUGUAUAGAUUAUUGUUUACGUGUCUGUGGUCAUGAAAGCGUACGUUUGCUAGUGAUAUUGUAAACACACACUACCUGUAAAUGGUUACAAAGUGUCUCAGCUGUUGCUUUGAUAAUUCUUUAUGCACAUUCAUAAAUGUGCUUCUACACCGAUACAUUUCCCACCCAUGAUCCUUUAUCAUAAUUACGCCUGCAUGAGGGCUCGAUGGCUAUGGCUCGGGAUGUUGUGGUAACAGUUCAUAUGGUCUUUGACUACGGCAUUUUGCAGUGCUGGCUCCAUCUCCUAGUAAAAUCGAGCUUCAAGCAAUCUUUACUGCGUUAAUUAAUGCGCAGAAAGUUCUGCACAGGCUCACAGUUGUUGAAUGGCGACAUAUACUGUGCGCUGGUGUGAUGGAGCCAAGUACAGUCAGCUACAAGGGUUCAUGGGACAUGAGGCUUGGCAAAAGGAUGCUGCAGAGCCUGGACACGCAGCCUCAAUUUCAAGUUUUGGUUUACAAGUAGCCUUUGCGAGCUACACAGCGAUCCAUUAAAUUAGAAGCGCCAUUGUUUAGUGCUGUAGAAAUUUACAUUUGUCGUAGAACCCAUGUCCCGUAAAAUAUUGCGCCCGCCUCUACCUUACAUUGGUGCCAUGUUGAGUCUCACAUUAGGCCACUGUCUCACUUUAGUUGCAGCUAUUGCCUAUUUUUCUGGGCGCCUGUACUGUGGGAGCCUAAAACUGAAGCAGUGCCUUUUCUCGUGGCCAGAUUUCAUUUUGCUUGAUGUUGUGUGCACAUGUUCCGUGCUCUUUAUUUGCUCAUCACUUAAGUUUUGUUGGUCGCACAGCAGGCAGCUUCCGAGUACAUGUGAUCAUUAUCGCCAUGCUUGUUGUAUGUUCCAGUGCUAACAAUGCACCUCAAAGUAAUUGUACGCCAUAUCUAGGCCCCCCCAAAAAGUGGCCGUUAUAUGAAAUCGAUAUAGACUAACCUAAGCAGCAUGGCAUUAAAUUGUCGAGAACAAAAUUAAUAUAAACAUUUUAUGCGCUUGGAAAAUUACCAUACUUUGUGUUGUGUCAAGUCUUUCUGCCACAUUUCUUUAAAUGCUUCGACUCCAUUGGUGCCUUUCAUUUGGCGUAUGGCAUCUUUUUUUUUUAAUUCUUCAUGGCUAAGUACACACUGACUAUGACCUAUGUCAUAGAUUGCAACAAACCUAUGACAGCUGAGCCAUGUGGUGUCAACAUAUCUAUCCGUGCACCUGUUUUGGUCAUGAUUUAAAAAGUUUGGGUGUGUGUAUGUUAGUGCUUCUGUUUAGAGAGAUGUUUUACUCCGCCUCGGACAAUUCAAACGGGAAAAUCUGGUUUCUUACGCUGCGAAGAGUCCACUGUUGCUUUAUGCGCAAAGCAUUCUUAAAUGUUAUGAAUUGCUGCAGUGCUGUAGCACCAUUUGAGAAUUGACUUUUCAUGCAUAAUAUUUGUUUGUUUUCCUGCCAUUUUAGGCACCAGAAAUUGUCCUAGUCACCGACAUGUUGUUGCUCUGUCACAUGCAAUGUACAGCAAAGAAGUAUUUUUACCAGAGUUGAACGUUGAGCAUUGCACAAAUUUCACAGAAAUAAACUUUCUUUGAAAAUGCUUG
This is a messenger RNA of Dermacentor silvarum, 5613 nucleotides long. RefSeq lists its product as uncharacterized. The transcript is spliced from 6 exons. Bases 583 to 1473 code for a protein of 296 amino acids. Gene Ontology annotation, cellular component: microtubule cytoskeleton. The record is from RefSeq and is a predicted model, not a curated record. Gene Ontology annotation, biological process: negative regulation of microtubule depolymerization. Lineage: Eukaryota; Metazoa; Arthropoda; Arachnida; Ixodida; Ixodidae.